This is a messenger RNA of Acytostelium subglobosum LB1, 819 nucleotides long. RefSeq lists its product as hypothetical. The record is from RefSeq and is a predicted model, not a curated record. NCBI's taxonomy places the organism in Eukaryota, Evosea, Eumycetozoa, Acytosteliales, Acytosteliaceae. The transcript has a single exon. The annotation marks the transcript as partial.
AUGAAUUAUAAUAAUAAUAUUAGUGGGGCAUCAGUCGGGGACACUGGAAUGGCCUCACCAACAAAGAUUAAGGAACAACAGCAGAGUGGUGGCCGCACCAAUAUUGAUUUGGACUUGGAUCUAUCAUCAUUGCCAGAUGUUCCAACAAGUAUACCAGACAUACAAUCACAUAAACCAGGCAGUCCAAUCGUCUCCCACAAGAGAUUCAAUCACAGCAGUACCAGUCCACAAUCACUCGGCAACUCAACAUCAUCAUCUCCACUCUCACACAAUACAUCAAGUUCAAGUAACUCCAACACCAACACAAGCUCCAACAACACAAACUCAAACUCCAACAUAACUACAUCAACUUCCAACUCUGGCAGCAAUAUAGGAGGAUCAACAACUUCCACGUCAAACGGCCCCAACUCAAAUAUGAUGGUGCCGACUUCAUCAACUUCAUCGACUUCAACAACAUCAACUUCGACAUUGGCUUCAAGUGAUCAAUUAUUACAAAAUCAGAAUAUUAUACGUGAGGGCAUACUAAAGAAGAAGGGAGGCGGCGAAGGUGGUCGCCGCAAUUGGACCACGCGAUGGUUCUGCUUGAAGGCAGGCGGCACGCUGUCGUACUACAAGAAGAAGAAGGAUGCCAAGGCCAAGGGAGUGAUAGUGUUGGCAGCCGCCAAGGCCGAGCUCUACACGGCCAAGCCUUUUGGCAUCAUUUUGCGCUCUGGCGUCAGCGAGAAGAGCAUGUCCAGGGAUUAUUUAUUGAUGGCUUCGUCGGCCAAAGAGCAGGAAGAGUGGAUCGCCUCAAUCAACGAUGUCAUUGCUAGAAUAAAG